Molecule: messenger RNA, 7412 nt
Organism: Myxocyprinus asiaticus (Chinese sucker)
Lineage: Eukaryota; Metazoa; Chordata; Actinopteri; Cypriniformes; Catostomidae
Product: connector enhancer of kinase suppressor of ras 2-like
Exons: 21
Coding region: 510-3605 (1031 amino acids)
Biological process (GO): regulation of signal transduction
Cellular component (GO): membrane; cytoplasm
Molecular function (GO): protein binding
Source: RefSeq, a predicted model, not a curated record
ACACCGCUCAUUUCUCUCUGUCGUACUCCAUAUACCCGCUAAGUCCACCUCUGAAAGGCACAGACCUCAGAAGAGGAGAAUCAGAAGGUAGAGGAGACAGGAAAGACUGCAGAUGGUGGGAGGCAAGACGCAACUAUUGGGUACCCGGUGAAGGCUGAAUGGCACAGUAUGCCAGGAUCUGAACUGAAACGGGGACCGGGUUUAGUAAAGAGGUCUGCCAAUAGAGACAUGGGUGUUGCAAAUGAGAAACGAAUGAGUCUGCUGGAGUAAAGGAUUGGGACGCGAAUUCCUGGUGUGUGUGUGUGUGUGUGUGUGUGUGUGUAUUAGGGAAUGUGGUGGUGGAUGUCCUUUGGUGCGACGCGAUGCUGGAUGGGAUGAAAUCGCGUAACCGGGGGCCAAAUCUAGGCGCUUAACGCGAGACCACCGAUCUGAGCUCCCCAGGGCUGCGCUAAACCAAAUCUUCAACCCCUUGCACGCUUGGUAAGGGGGGAACUACAGAAAGUUCGACGAUGGCUCUCGUCAUGGAACCUGUUAGUAAAUGGAGCCCCAGUCAAGUUGUAGACUGGAUGAAAGGUCUGGAUGACUGCCUGCAGCAGUAUAUAAAGAACUUUGAGCAGGAGAAGGUUGGAGGUGACCAGCUGCUGAGGAUAACCCAUCAGGAGCUGGAGGAUCUGGGGGUGUCCCGCAUCGGACACCAGGAGCUGAUCCUGGAAGCUGUCGACCUGCUGUGCGCUCUGAAUUACGGUCUGGAGACUGAAAACCUGAAAACUCUCUCUCACAAGCUCAAUGCCUCUGCCAAGAACCUGCAGAACUUCAUCACGUGCCGCCGCCGCAGCGGUCAUUACGACGGCCGGACCACCCGCAAGCUGCCCAAUGAUUUCCUCACCUCUGUGGUGGACCUCAUCGCUGCUGCUAAAAGCCUCUUGGCCUGGCUCGAUAGGUGUUACUUCUUUUGCAGGUCACCAUUUGCUGCCGUGACGGACUAUUCUGUGACCCGGAACAACGUGAUUCAGCUGUGCUUGGAACUCACUACCAUAGUACAGCAGGACUGCACCGUCUAUGAAACCGAAAAUAAGAUCCUCCAUGUGUGUAAGACUUUGUCUGGAGUGUGUGACCACAUCAUCUCACUGUCGUCAGACCCCCUGGUCUCCCAGUCUGCACACCUGGAGGUGGUUCAGCUGGCUAACAUUAAACCUAUGGAGGGUCUGGGAAUGUACAUUAAAUCCACAUAUGAUGGACUUCACGUUAUCACAGGAACCACAGAGGGGUCACCGGCAGACCGCUGUAAAAAGAUCCAUGCUGGUGAUGAGGUCAUCCAGGUGAAUCAUCAGACUGUGGUGGGCUGGCAGUUGAAAAACUUGGUAAGCUCUCUGCGUGGGGACCCUGCCGGUGUGACAUUGACCCUGAAAAAGCGUCCACAGAGCACGCUCACCUCCGCCCCAGCCCUACUAAAGAACAUGAGAUGGAAGCCCCUGGCCCUGCAGCCUGUUGUUCCCAGGAGUCCCACCAGCAGUUCGGCCACACCCACAAGUACGAUCAGCACACCCUCAAAGCGUGAUAGCUCCGCCCUCCAAGACCUAUACAUCCCACCCCCUCCAUCUGAGCCAUACACACCAAGAGAUGAAAAGGGGAGUCUCCAGAGUGAGGGCGGGGUGCAUGUGGCAAAAGGGUCAGAAUCACCAAACUCAUUCCUGGAUCAAGAGUACCGAUGCCGAUUUCCUCUAAUGGAAGAGGAAGCAGUCCUCUACUGCUAUCAAUAUGACCCCAACCACGGACCUACAACAUCCCGCCGAGACAGCACACCCACUUACGGUCGUCUAAGGCCCAUUUCUAUGCCUGUAGAGUAUAACUGGGUUCCUGACUAUGAAGAUCCAGCUAGACUGAAACGAGAAGGACGGAGAGAAAACUCUCUGUUACGAUAUGUAAGUGAGGAGAAGGCUGCCGAUAUGGCAGCUCGGAGCAUGAAGAGAGACACCGGAAAACGAGGCAAGAAAAAGAGCGAAAAGAGUGGAAGCCCCACCCACUACGCUCUCCUCCCCACCCUCCAAAUGGAGGUACUGCGUCAAGAAUCCAUGAACACACCAAACCUAGAAUCCACCUCUCUUUACCAUACAUUCCAGGGAUCCUCUCUGCUAUCCAAGACCAAGAAAAAGAAUAAAGCAGCCCCACUGUCAUCCAUCAGUAAGAGAAGGAUCUCCUGUAAGGACUUGGGCCGUGGAGACUGUGAGGGCUGGCUGUGGAAGAAGAAGGAUGCAAAGAGCUAUUUCUCCCAGAAAUGGAAGAAGUACUGGUUUGUUCUAAAGGGUGCCUGCUUAUACUGGUACAUGAAUGAAGAGGAUGUAAAAGCUGAAGGAUUUGUUAGCCUCCCAGAGUUCAAGAUCGACAGAGCUAGUGAAUGUCGUAAGAAGUAUGCAUUUAAAGCAUGCCAUCCUAAAAUCAAGAGCUUCUACUUCGCCGCGGACAGCGUGGACGAUAUGAACAGAUGGUUAAGUCGUCUUAACAUGGCGGCCGCGGGCUACGCAGAAAGAGAGAGGAUCCGUCAGGAACAGGCAGAUUACUGGAGUGAAAGUGAUCAUGAAGACAAUGAGACGCCCUCUACGCCCAAGCAAGACAGCCCCCCGCCCCCUUAUGACACGUACCCACAACCACCAUCAAACCAAGUAAGUUGUGCCAGUCCUUACCUGGAACCGAAGCACGGCCGCCUCUCAUCCACUGAAACCUCACAGUCUCGUUCCUCUCACGAGGAGUACCGCUCCGAACCACAAGGGGGCAGCAGCAGCGGAGGGGGUUCUCCUGCUCGGAAGUCUGCCAGCCAGCGGCGCUCGUGGCAGGACCUAAUUGAGACCCCCCUGACCAGCUCAGGCCUCCACUAUCUACAGACUUUGCCCCUAGAGGAUGCCGUUUUCUGUGAGCCAGGGGCGGGUCUGUCUCCAGAAUACCGCCGCCAGUCAACUCUGCCUGCCCAGCGCACACUGAUGCAGGACCGUUACGGUCCCUUCCCCAUGGCUGAGGGGGAGCGGCUCAGAGACCCUUCUACCAUAGUCUGUAAACCCCGCAGCUUCACCCUGCCACGGGACAGCGGCCUGCAUGCCCUUCUUACUCCCUCCGCUAGCAUGGCAGAACAGCGUGACCCCAGCCGCAGGGAACUCAGCCGCAGUCACUGCAUCAAUAAUGGCGGGGAGCGGGAUUGCCACGGACAGGCGGAUUCUCUUGGUGAUUUGUACCGGGCGUUGGAGCGUGCCAGCCUGUCCCUCACUGGUGAGCACCGUCUUUCCACCCGUCUGGAGUACAAACACCUUUUCAUCCGGCGUUGCAACGAUCCACAGCUAAAUGACAAACUGCAUCAUCUCCGCAUCCUGCAAAGCACUCUAAAGGACAGGGAGGGCGAGGUAGCUCUGAUUGACAAGCUGCUAGCCAAUCCUAGGCUCACAUCCUCAGAGUUCCAGGAAUGGAAGAAAGUUUACAUGGAGCUGUUUUCAGGGGAGCCCCAGCGGGACCAUCAGCCCAGCCCCAUCUCAGAGCCCAGUCCUGCCGCCACACCAGAACCCGGCCCCCGCACACCUUCCCUCUCACACACACACUCCUACAUCGAGACUCACGUCUGACAUACACAAAUGAACACUUUCCUUUGAUCUUGUCAGUCACUCUUCACAAAAAUAUCACCUGAUUGUUUGAGGUAGUUGUUGCUGACAGAGUACACAAUAUCACUUCCAGUGGAACUUAGUCAGGGUAAAAGUAACAGGAAAAAAUGAGGUUUGGAUUGUUUCUUGACCUUAGUCAUGGUAGACAGCAUGUUUAAUUUGACACAAAUGAAAACAAGGCUAUGAAUCCUGUAUGAAAAUACAUCCACUAUGGUGCUAAUAAAGUGCCUGACCUAGUCUUCUGCUGUCGUAGCCUAUCCGACUCAAGUUUUGACGUGUUGUGCUUUCUGAGAUGCUAUGCUGCUCACUACAAUUGUACAUUGUGGUUACAAUUACAUAGUGGUUAUCUGAGUUACCGUAGCCUUUCUGUCAGCUCGAAGCAGCUCUCUCAAAAAUAAGGCAAUUUCGUCCACAGAACUGUUGCUCACUGGAUGUUUUUUGUUUUUGGCACCAUUCUGAGUAAACAUUAGAGACUGUUGUGCGUGAAAAUCCCAGGAGAUCAGGCGGUACAACAGUACUCAAUCCACCCAGUUUGGCAACAAAAAUCAUGCCACAGUUGAAAUCACUGAGAUCAUAAUUUUUUGAAUCCCAGAUAAUCCCAGAGGUAUAAACUGAUAGUACUUCGAUCCCUCAUGGCCUCAUUUUAAUUUCAGUCAAAUUAAAUGUACUGCAUCUACGGUACAUUGACUAAGGUCUAUAAGCACCAAUUUACACCUCACUUUUGCUUGAACUUUCACAUCCUGACUGCAAUUGCUGACAUGCAGUCUACACUUUUUUAACACUUGAAAAAACAUAGUUUACGCAAGCACAGAUAGCUGCACAAAGAACUCUCAGUGGCUCAAGUCACUACCCGCAGGCUUCAGAGUAUACCACUUCUGCACACGGGGUUGCCAUGGUCACCAGUCCUCCCUACGGCUCAGACAAGGAGAGAUGGUGCCAUCACACCAAGAACAAACCUAGCCCACCUUAAAACAAGAAGCCAAGGUAGAACCAGAGAACUGAACACUUGGACUGGGAAAUUAAACCUGCAGACUGGACAAUAUGAUUACAUGGAGAGCAAAUACAAGCCUGAGGCAUUUGAAAACUGAAACAAACACUGACUCUUACACUGUUGUGCUGCUGUACCAGUGUUUUUGUUUGGCUGUUUUUAAGAAGCAAAUCUCUCAGCAGUUAGCUGCCUUGUUUAUAUGCCACUUUACCAUACUAUAUACUCUACUGCAGUAUAAUAAUAUAUUUAUGAACUGCUGUUAUACAUCGGCUGGCCCCAAAUUAUAGCACUCGUGCGCGCGUUUGUGUGUGUGUGUUUGCGUGUGUUCAUGGAACACAAAUGUGUAUACCUAAUCUCACCAGAAUUCCCACAGAGUGUAUGGACAUACUGAGAAAAAGUAUUCAAAGUAAUAUUCCCAGUUCAAAACAAAAGCUUUAUCGACAGCAUCUGUAAAAUGCUGUCGAUUACUAUGUGCGAUAAUUUGACUCAACACCUUAGUUUGUAAAAUCAUAGAAAAAUUCUUUCAGUAAUGCAUUUAUAGUGGUAGUUUUUGGGGAUUGUAUUUUUGUGAAAGCACUUAUUAAUUGUUCUGUACAAAAAUGUUUUAUUUGAACUCUAAAGUUAUAUAUAUCCUUUUUUUUAUGAUAGGUCUGCUUUUCUAGGCAAAUUAACUUAUAGUUUAAUUCCUGUGUUUGAAAUUUUCUCUAUGUAAGCAACAGAUCUGGGGAGUAACGAAAUACAUGUAAUGGGAUUGCGUAUUUAAAAUACUAAAUAUAAGUAACUGUAUUCCACUACAGUUACAGUUUAAAUCAUUGGUAUUUAGAAUACAGUUACAUUCAAAAAGUAUUUUGAUUACUUAAGAGAUUACUUUGCAUUUUAUUGUCAUUUGUUUCAUUUAAUAUUUAGUCCUUUCAGAUGGAAAACAUUUAUACAUAUAAAUUAUGCGAUCCAAAGUGUAUUUGAACAGCAGUGAAACACUUUCUUAUAUGUUACAUUCAUACGAGCAGACAGAGAAGUAAGUUUGAAGUAAGUUUGGAGCAGAAGAAAUACAAAUAAACCUUGUGUAAAUUGUCAGCUUUACGCUAAGCUAAAAUGCUAUUUCUAGCCAUUUUACAUGCACGUUACCAGGCACGAUCAUAUUUUUUGCAAUCCCUUUCUUGUAUUCUUGCACAAGUCAGGCAAAAGUGAUAGGGUUUGCUGACUUUACACCAUCAUGAGAGUUGGUGGUCAUGUACAGAUUGAAAAUAACUUUGCACAGGCAAUAUGUGAACACUUAUUAAAGGUGCACUCAGAAAUGUUUUGCUCGCAUCAUCUUGGACUUACAGUGACACCUAGUGGUGUGGAUACAACAUCAUCCAUUAUCAGUAGUUUUCAGUUACAGAUGCCAUUGUAGAAAUUCACUAUUUGUAUACAGCCAUGAUUAAUUUAUUCCAAGAGUGAAAGUGUCCAAUAACAAGAUGGUUACUGAUGUUAAGCUAUAUAUAAAGAAUAAAACAGCUUUUAUAAGGUUACUGAAAUUACAAGAGUCCUCAUCUCAUGUGAGUGCUCAUGAUUUAAUACGUAUGUUUCAAAACCACAAUUUAUUUCUUUGAGUAAAACUUUUUUAAUGGGGGGAAAAAUUACUUAGUGCACCUUUAAGUUAUGUGGCUUUACUUUGCUGUGCCUUGCCCCAUUGUCUUCGAUUUACGUGCAUUACUGAAAAACAGAAUGUUUUCUUUUUUGUUUUUUUCUUUUUUUUUUUUUACAAACUAUGGGAUGUCGAAAUUAUUUUAUUUGGUAAUCAACAGCAUUCCACAGAAACAUUGUUUUGAAAUUGGAAUAUUCCUUUAACAGCAGGCUUUGCCGUAAACACUUUUCUGACCUGACUGCACCGCUCUACCAAACUAAGCCUCUGAUAACAGAUGAGCAUUCAGUGAAUGUGUGGGCUUUCCAUUAGAAGCCACAAAUCAACUGAUAUUAAAUGAAUGGCAAAGUUCUGGAGGUGAUCCAUUUAUUUAAACUAGCCGAGCACAAACUUCUCUAUCUGCAUGGCUUGUAGGUACAACACGGUCACAUCACUUCUGUGUGCUAUUUUUCUGUUUUCUACACUGAAGCUGCCAAAUGAUUCAACGUCAGUGUUUAAACAGUUAGAGUCAGGAAGGCGGUUACAAGAUCAAGAAGCACUAAGGCUCUCUACGGGCACAAAGAAGACUUUUUAUGUGAGAUUUUUAAGAACACUGAAUGUUCAGAUGAGAGUUUAUUGUACAUUAUGAUAAUGUGUAUUAUAUGAUGUACAUUGAAAUUUCAGGGAUGACUCUCUGAUAUACUCUAUAAGAGCACUUUCAUUCUAUAUGUAACUUAAGACAGAAUUUUCUUUAUUAUGAUCAUUGAGUGACGCUGGUGCUAAUGUGUCCAGGUGAUUCCAUUAGCUCUCAGAGGAAAGACAGCGUGGAAAUGAUUAACAGUGGAAAUAGAUGAACUAGAUCAGAUUACCUAUUGAUAUUUUACUUUACUAAUAUGUCAAAGUUAUUCCUAAUUUUGUGCAAAUCAUGUUAUGUUUCUUUAGCAGCCCUAUUUUUUGACACAAAGUUGUUGUAAACAAUCUAGCUGAUCUAUAUAUGUGCUGCUUCCUGUCUUUAUUAUGAAUAGGGCAUAUAGUUCAGGCAGUGCAGUUCCUAUGUGUUGUGUUUUAGCGUACAACCUGGUAAACUUUAUUAAAUUAUUUAAAAAGAGCAUUAUUGCUUUCUCAAGUUUUAAAUGUAGUUAUAGCUAGAGUCAAUAAAUUUUAUGGAUGUAACAUUAAA